Aspergillus puulaauensis is the source of this 930-nucleotide messenger RNA. Its product is annotated as DUF3716 domain-containing protein. NCBI's taxonomy places the organism in Eukaryota, Fungi, Ascomycota, Eurotiomycetes, Eurotiales, Aspergillaceae. Bases 1 to 930 code for a protein of 309 amino acids. The transcript is spliced from 3 exons. The record is from RefSeq and is a predicted model, not a curated record.
AUGGCCUAUCGACUCCUUCACAACGGUGAUAUUGAGGGCUUCCAUGCCUAUAGGACUAUCCUGCCGAAGCCCAUCAAGCGGUCUGCAUCCGAAAUCGAAGACGACGAUUUUGAACAAAUCUACGCGCUCCGGGAAUCUUCCCGCCUAGCAGAGUUCCAGGAGAGAAACUGGACUCCUAAUCCGGUAUCUGAAUUUGCUGGUAUCACCCUCGAUGAUCUCCCCAUCGUUCCGCUUGGAACAUCAAACCCGGUUAUGAUGUACUAUCUAGACUUUCCAGUGAAGAGAAAGUUGGAUUGGAGUAUGGACGAAAAUGGGAACCCAAAGCGCAGACAUCUAGGAGACACUCGAUCGUUGAUCGCGGGGCUUGUUCAGACCCGCGGUGAAUUGGCGGAAACACCUUGUAGCUGGUGUAGCCGUGGAAAGGGAGUCUGGAAGACAUGCGUUAUAGGCUCCGACGUGCAGGAUGGCAAGCCGAUGAGCGAGGCAUGCGCAAACUGUCGCUUCAGCUGUCGUGUUGACUGGACAAGCUACUAUGACAGAGCCGAAAGCCCGGAGACUACUUCAGAAGCCGACUACGGUGCUCAAGCAUACCAAUCGCCCUUUACGACUCCUCCGUCCAGUAACCAGCGUCGCGUGCCACUUUUGGACUCACAGCUUCAGUCACGGCGAGUCGUUGAAUUGCCAGACGACAGCGAUGCCCCAGACACUGGUCCAAAAGCCGAGAAAAACGUCUCACCCAGAGCCCCGUCCCGUCACGAUGGCAAGGUCAUCCCAUUCCCUCUCAAUCCAAAAACGAUUAACGACCUACCGCUGUUGAAACAGGCCGCUCGUGAUCUCGCUGCACACUUGGCGGUGGUUGAGAAGAGGGUCAGACAGCUUGAGGAGGAGAAUAAAAAGAAGAAAGCCGGAAAUCCUUGGGACCUGUUGUAA